UUUACUGAGGUGAUGUUUGUUGACGAAAAAUCCAAAGAAAAAGCGGCUUUUACCAAGACUGGGUCAGCAGUCAAAUUCGCUGACAACUAUGAUAAAAAGGCAGACGCAUACGGCUUGUGGACAGCUCGGGGUGUUCCUUCAACAAAAUACAAAUAUCAAAUGUUGAUAUGCGACACGUCGUUUUAUAAAGGCCUCCAUUUCUCUGGUUAUACUGGCAGUUGCUACAAGCGGUGUAAUAACUGGUGUAGUGACUCAUCGUCUCCAUACUUUCGUACAGCUGCUGUAACAAGAAAUCCUAUAAUG
Messenger RNA from Paramuricea clavata, 303 nucleotides. NCBI's taxonomy places the organism in Eukaryota, Metazoa, Cnidaria, Anthozoa, Malacalcyonacea, Plexauridae. The record is from the annotation of a GenBank genome assembly.